This is a messenger RNA of Hipposideros armiger (great roundleaf bat), 1557 nucleotides long. RefSeq names its product low-density lipoprotein receptor class A domain-containing protein 1-like. The record is from RefSeq and is a predicted model, not a curated record. Gene Ontology annotation, cellular component: plasma membrane; signaling receptor complex. NCBI's taxonomy places the organism in Eukaryota, Metazoa, Chordata, Mammalia, Chiroptera, Hipposideridae. Gene Ontology annotation, molecular function: low-density lipoprotein particle receptor activity; protein binding. Bases 106 to 729 code for a protein of 207 amino acids. The transcript is spliced from 7 exons.
CAUAAUUCACUCCAGUGUGAAAGAAGCUGCGAACUGGAGAUCUGGAUGAAAGAGGAUUUCCUUGGGGACCCAGGUGUUGACUAAAGGACUGGCCCUCUAGACCUCAUGCCAGCUCACAGAGUUCAUCCACAACGCCAGGUGACAGAAGUCUCUUCUCUUUCCAGUGCAAAGGAAAUGCCUUCAGAUCUGAAGCAUAAAAAAGAGCAAUGCUGGCUUCCCACCAGGCGGUGCCUCUGGUUUUCCUGCAUGGCAUUCCUUGUGCUUGGAGUUCUGGCUGCUGUGAUCAGUCUUGCAAUUACCUUUGGGAUACCUGGAAAACCUGCAAAUUUGCCAUAUCGACGAUGUAAAACAGCUUCACAGCAACUUGGCUUCUUGUGUGAGGACCUCACAACUUGCUUGCCACCGUCCCUGCUUUGUAAUGGCAAGUUGGACUGCAGUCACGGUGAAGACGAAUCCGCUAUCUACUGUGGCCAAAUGCCCAGCAGUCUCCCACAAAACUUGAUAUUCAAGUGUCCCAACCAGAAGACUUGGACAUAUGUGGACAAGGUGUGUGACACAAGAAACGACUGUGGCGAUUGUUCAGAUGAAUCAGUUUUACAGUGCCCAAAGUGUUCAGGCUGGAGAUGUGAUACUGUUUUCUUUGCCGACUGUGACUGCAUUCCCAGAACUCGCUGCAAAAAUGGCAUUCAAGACUGUGCUGAUUGGAGUGAUGAAAACUUAUGCGAAUAGACGACUUUACCAAUUACAGUUUUGGAAAACCUAAAAACCCUUCUCGCCAAAAAAAAAAAAAUUGACAUAUGUAUCUUUUGGGGGAAAGGGGUUAAUCUACUGAAACAAAAAUCCAGUGUUAUGUAAUAGAGAAAAAAUUGAUUAGUAGACAUCAGGCCCAAUCUUCAGUGACCUUCAGCCCAUUUCCAAACUUGUUUCUAAAUUUUAGAAUGUAGCUUCCUACCCUGUGUGCACAGGAUUAUGAGAAUGACACUUGUAUUCUAGUUUAUUUCAACAAAUAAAGGGCAUUAAUCCUAAAAGUUCUCGGAUCAAAAUCAAUCUCUCUCUUCAUUAGCAUAGCCCUGCUUCAGAUCCAGCUGAAAGCUAGUUUGGCCCAGGGCUAGUCUUAAAAGUAGUGGACAACAGCCAGCCAUUAUUGAAAACAGCCCAAAAUUCAACCAGAUCAGAAUCAUCUGCCCCUCUAGCCUGCCAGGGCCUAAAAUUCUUUCCAUUUAGGUCUUGAAGUCAAGAGCAGAUCUGAAUGGGAAUCUCAUCCUACCACUUAAGGGGCGGUGUGACCUCACAUGAGCAGGUGGUUUCCUUAUCUGUACAAUGUGGCUCUUGAGGGGGCAGGGGCGAUUGUCAUGAUAAUCAGUGAGAUGAUAUAAAACAAGUGGUACAGUGCUUAACAUGUAAGUCACAGAAGUGUGGGCAGGUUGUAUAAAUUGUAAAAAAAUACCUGCUCUCCUGCUCUGGGGGAUUACAGUUCCCCAAGCCUCACGGCAUGACUUGGCCAUGUAUGUGACUUGCUCUGGCUGAUGAAAUUGGUUAUUAAUGAUGUGCAUCACU